Molecule: messenger RNA, 3166 nt
Organism: Cuscuta epithymum
Lineage: Eukaryota; Viridiplantae; Streptophyta; Magnoliopsida; Solanales; Convolvulaceae
Source: the annotation of a GenBank genome assembly
AAAUAAUUUUUCUAAACACUAUCCACUUUUAUUUAAUCACUUUUUUAUAUAUAUAAAAAAAGUGCUUUUUUUUAAUAAAACACCUGUUGCAAACACUCUCUUAUUCUUUUUCCGCCCGAAACUGUCGACAUCAGUCACUGCAAAGUCCUUGUCCUACUGUUUUGGCCUCUCUCGCGUGUUUGUGACCUCUCUGGUGCACUACCAUAUUUCAUAUCAAAAGAAUACGGAGUAAUAAUUAAGAAAAGAAUAUAUCUAUGUACGUAUAUGUAUACCCGUAAUAUACAUAUGUAUGGACAUGAUGAUGAUGAUGAUGGUGAUCUUGAGAGAGGGGAUAUGGUUGUGGGAAAGCAUCGCAGUGGUUGACAAGAUGAAGAAGCCGCAUGGAAUUCGUGGGUAUCUGCUAGAAUAGAAAUCACACUUCCAGAUCUCAAGCUUAGCAGAAUUCCAGGAUUGCUUUCUCAAUAAAAAUCUCCCCUUUUUCUCUUGCUGAUUUAGCUGGCCCUGUUUACGCUUCGAACCUUUGAGAUAAAUACAAUUCAAAAGAUAAAAAUUUUCUCUUCCGGACACUUCUUUCUUUUGGCCUCCCAGGCGUUAGUGGGCUUCUCAAGGAGUCCAUUUUUAGUGGAUUAUGCUUUAAAGCUUUGAUGCUUGGAUGAAGAAAAUGUAGAGUUUGUGAAGCUGUACAUGGAGUGUCUGCUUUUAUUGAAGAAGUCUUUCUCAAUAGUUAUGCAUUCCAUUUUGUUGUUGUUGCUAAGAAAGUAGUGAGUAUUUCGUCUUAAUGCAAAAAAAAAAAAGAAAAUUGAAGUGAGAAAUACAAAAGGCUAGUUGAAGGAAAUGAAGUGUCUGCUAUGGAAAGUACUGGGAAUGGCGAUUUGGGCAUUAGUUGAGAUUUGUUCUGCUACUCUUUCUCCAUCUGGUGUAAACUAUGAAGUGGUGGCCUUGUUUGCUAUAAAGACUGCCUUACACGAUCCUCACAAUGUUCUGGAUAACUGGGAUAUUAACUCCGUAGACCCCUGCAGUUGGAGGAUGGUUACCUGUACCUCUGAUGGCUAUGUUUCCGCCUUGGGACUACCCAGUCAGAAUUUAUCUGGGUCCUUAUCUCCCGGAAUCGGAAACUUAACUAAGUUAGAGUCUGUGUUGCUACAAAACAAUGCCAUCUGUGGGAAUAUUCCAGCUGAGAUCGGGAAGUUAGAAAACCUUCAGACGCUUGAUCUCUCCAACAACAAGUUUGAUGGUGAUAUACCAAGCUCAUUGGGUGAACUAGGCAAUUUGAAUUAUUUGAGACUUAACAACAAUAGCCUUUCAGGGCAGAUUCCAGAAUCUCUCUCUAAACUUGAUGGCCUUACUCUUGUGGAUGUAUCUUUUAAUAAUCUCAGUGGUAGACCCCCAAAACUACCUGCAAGAACUUUCAAAGUUAUCGGCAAUUCUUUAAUUUGUGGGCAGAGUUCCAAGAACAAUUGUACUGCAAUCUAUCCAGAAGCGCUGCCCUUUACGUCCAAUAAUGGAAGAGGUCAAUAUGCCGGAACAAAAAAACAUCAUGUGGCUAUUGCUUUCGGGACAAGUUUUAGCGCCUUGUUCUUAAUCGUCCUAUUUGUGUCGCUUAUAUGGUGGCGCUAUAGACGCAAUCAGCAGAUCUUUUUUGAUCUAAACGAUAGCUAUGAUCCGGAGGUAUGUCUGGGUCAUUUGAGGAGGUUCACCUACAAGGAAUUGAGGGCGGCAACGGACCAUUUCAGUUCUAAGAAUAUUUUGGGUACGGGAGGGUUUGGUAUAGUAUACAAGGGUUCCUUAAACGAUGGUACUCUUGUGGCCAUCAAAAGGGUGAAAGACUAUAAUGCUGCUGGUGGUGAAAUCCAAUUCCAGACAGAAGUGGAGAUGAUUAGUUUGGCAGUACAUCGAAAUCUUCUUCGACUGUGGGGAUUCUGUUCAACUGAGAACGAGAGGCUCCUUGUUUACCCUUAUAUGCCAAACGGGAGUGUAGCAUCAAGGUUAAAAGAUCAUAUCCAUGGGAGGCCUGUAUUGGACUGGUCAAGGCGGAAGAGAAUAGCAGUUGGGACUGCAAGGGGGUUGGUGUAUUUGCACGAACAGUGUGACCCCAAAAUCAUCCAUCGUGAUGUGAAAGCAGCCAAUAUUCUGUUGGAUGAAGACUUUGAGGCAGUUGUUGGAGAUUUUGGGUUAGCAAAGCUCUUAGAUCAUCAUGAAUCUCACGUGUCGACUGCUGUGCGGGGCACCGUUGGCCACAUAGCUCCUGAGUAUUUGUCUACGGGCCAAUCAUCUGAAAAGACUGAUGUGUUUGGUUUUGGAAUCCUUCUUCUUGAACUAAUAACGGGUCAGAAAGCUGUUGACUUUGGGAGAGGUGCUAAUAACCAGAAAGGAGUUAUACUUGACUGGGCGAAGUCGCUCCAUCAGGAAAAGAAAUUAAGUGUGAUGGUGGACAAAGAUUUAAAAAACAACUAUGACAGUGUUGAGUUAGAGGAGAUGGUUCAGGUGGCCCUACUAUCAACUCAAUUCAAUCCUUCUCAUCGUCCGAAAAUGUCAGAAGUGUUGAGGAUGCUGGAAGGCGAUGGGCUAGCUGAAAAAUGGGAGGCUUCACAGAGCAAUAAUAAUACUACAAGGUAUCGUACCACCCUUGAAAACAUGCCCCAAAGAUACUCCGACUUCAUCGAAGAAUCUUCCUUGAUCGUUGAAGCUAUGGAGCUUUCUGGACCUAGAUGAUGAUCACAGACAAGUAUAUUGAUGAGCCCCAUCAUCUAUUUAAUUUUUCAUGUCACACUUAAUAUUCUCUUUAUAGAUAGCUCUUGAGAGGGAUCACUUGUAUCCUUUUAGAAACUCGGGGAGCGGGUCAAGUGUAGAGUUUUUUUAUUUAGUUUGGACUUGCUAGUUGUUCUGUGUGAAUUCAGAUUUUUAGUACAUCGAGUUUCUCACAACGGUAUGGAGGACGUACAAAUGCAACGUGCAAUUGUAGAAAAAAAUCAGUUUCUGCACAGUGCGAUGUAAUUUGGCAGAAAACCCAAGGAUAAUUCUCCGAUAUGUUUAGCCAUUCAUUGAUGAAGGCGAAAUCCUGGUAACUGUUAUAAGCAAGCAAUCAUGUUUCACGAUCACAUAAGUUGAUAUUCAUUUUUUUUUUUGAGUAAAAGUUGAUAUUAAUGGAUGUCAUAUCUUGUUUGUU